AUGGAAGACAGAGGCUUGACACAGCAAGAAGAAACAAGAGGCAGAGAAGAGGUGGAUUACUGGAUGAUGAUAAAACUAAUUCAAGGUGAGUGGUACUGGAAAGAUGAUACUAACACCCUUGAAUUUGCAAGUUCCAAUCCAGCAACUGAGGAAAACCUUAAGGAAGGAAAAAAUACCGACUUUCAGGAAAUGCUUGUGAAGACAUUAAAGAGAUUAGUGCUGGAAGAAGGCAGGCUGAUAAAGAGGGAAAAUUGCAAGGGCUGUCCGAGUGGGUACAACAGGAAUACGUUGGAUGAUGUAAACUAUUUUUUGCUUUCGAAAGAAGCAAAUGAGCAAACAUUACCAUUUGCAGCAGUUAUAAGGAAUGAGAAAGUGGAUGAGUCCUUCAUGGCCCUGCUCUUCUACCUAUCUCUUCACCAGGAAAUAAUUGCCCUGGAAUAAAAAUGCAGAUCCUUGAUUUUGAGGAGCAGGGAUGGGCAAGAAAACUCUGUUUCUGAAGGUGGAGUUCUGAGAUCUUGUGACUAUGAUAUUUUUGGAGAAGAUGUGCUGGUGAAGUUAGGUGUAUCCAGGAUCUACCUUGCCAAGGUGUACUGUAACCUUAUCCUCGGAUGAGGCAUGGCACAGCAGAACCACAUGACCAGUGAAAAGAGAAAAACAUCGUUGCAGAAAGAUUGGAACUUCUUUGAAGGCUUCUACAUCUUCAGCAGCUAUGUGGCUUGGCUUGUGUUCAGAUGGAAGCGCUUCCAAGUGAUUUGGGAAGAAAUCAGCAGGCUCCUUUGCUCUGACGUGUUUGAUCCUGCUCUAAGAGACAGGAACAAUGAUGACUUGCAGAAAGCAGGAGACCAGACUGAGAAAGUCCAUGCCAAGCAUCCUUUUAUAAACAGCAUGGUUCACCAUCGCUCACCAGUGCUCAGCACCCCACUCCCCUGCCCAAAGGACAGUGCUCCAGACCUCUCCCAGAAAUACUGCUGUCAGGGCAAAACAGCUACUGUCCAUCAUAGUGCUUUGUUAAAAAUCCUAAGUUUUCUGUUGAAAGGAAAUAGGCAUUAA
Messenger RNA from Lepidothrix coronata (blue-crowned manakin), 1050 nucleotides. RefSeq names its product protein phosphatase 1 regulatory subunit 36 (gene PPP1R36). The record is from RefSeq and is a predicted model, not a curated record. Gene Ontology annotation, molecular function: phosphatase binding. Gene Ontology annotation, biological process: negative regulation of phosphatase activity. NCBI's taxonomy places the organism in Eukaryota, Metazoa, Chordata, Aves, Passeriformes, Pipridae.